GAAGGGUUCUGUCAGCGUAAAAGGGGACGGGGUUAGUUGAUGCAAACGAAAACGGGGCUGGAUAUACAGCGGCUUGUCAUUGGCUGUCACCGUGAGUAAACGGAGCUGUGAUUGGCGGACGGGGGAGAUGCGCUGGCUGUGGAAAGUUCGGGGUUCCGUGCUGUGAGGUGGCGCUCUCGUGAGAUUGGACGAUGUCGGAGGACUGGGAGGGGAAGACGCUCGGACUCCACCCAGAAGAGGUGCGCUUUGACUCGGGUCUGGCGGACUCUCUGCAGUCUCUGCAGGAUGAAGGUCUCUCCCGAUAUCCCGGAACCUCCAAUCCGGACUCCUCCUCCCUCCACCACCAGUCCAAGGAGCAGCAGGCUGAGGCUCAGGACUCGGAGCGUAUAGACUCCUCCUAUGGAUCCGCCUCCAUCACAGAUAGCCUGCCCCCUACUGGACACCCCGAGAGCACCGAACCCACCCCACGGACUCUGAUUGGGGAACCGGACAUCCUGGUGGCAGAGAGGGCUCCACAGACUGGCACUGUGCCCCUUACAGAGGACACUCCCCCAAUUGGCACAGAGCCCAACCCACAGACUGCCAGCCUUCCCCCUAGGGGGGUCACCGGGAGCCUAGGCACCGAGCACAUCAACAGCUUCACCUACCUGUCAGAGGAGGGCGACACGCUCUUGCACCUGGCUGUCAUCCACAACAUCCCUCAGCUGUCUCACUACUUCAUCUCACUGGCCCCCAAAGAACUCCUGGACAUCCAGAAUGACCUGUACCAGUCUGCGCUGCACCUUGCCGUCUACCUCGAUCAGCCGGAGGUGGUGGUGGCACUGCUGGGAAAAGACGUCAACCUGGAACUGCAGGACCGCAAAGGUGACACGGCUCUACAUGUGGCCUGUGAGAACCAGCAUCUCGACUGUGCUAGAAUCCUCUUGCGGGGCCCCAGGGGGCCACAAAACUUACAGCUACAAAAUUGGAAAGGUCUAACCUGCCUGCACAUCGCCACCAUGAGGAGAAAUCUGCCCCUCAUCUCUCUUCUUCUGGACAGUGGAGCCAAUAUCAAUAGUCAGGAAGGUACCAGCGGAAAGACUGCCCUGCACCUGGCUGUGGAGAUGUUGGACGGCCAGCUGGCUGCUCAUCUUUUACAAUAUCGCCCUCAUGUGGACGCUUUAAUGUACAACGGCUGUACCCCCCUCCACCUGGCUGUUGGCAGAAAGGAUAUUGAACUUGCCAGACUUUUGUGCCAAGCUGGGGCAGACAUCUUACAGAGAAAUAGGGAGGGGGACACCCCUCAGGACCUGGCGGAGGGAAAUAACCUGCUUCUUCCUCUUCUGCCCUUCGAUGAUCUGAAGAUCUCCGGGAAACCUGUUGUGACCACCGCGUGAGCGCCUGCGCUGAUUCUUUGUGACACAAUGGAGCCGUCUCAUUCACAAUGGACAUAAUGAGAGGCUCGGGGGGACAAUGACCACAAGGACGGCGCUCUUUCCCACCAUAGUGGUGAUUGGACUUCUAUUUUAUUUUUAUACAUGUAAAGGGGUGUUUGGCUCUUUUGAGCCGUUCUCUAUUCUGCAGAAAUGAAGAACUGGAGGAGCCGUAUUUUUUGUAUAAAUUAUAUCCGGAGCAGAGCCGCCUUUGGUGCGGCAUUUCCAGACGCACUUUUGUAGGAUGUUGCUGGACUUCGGGGCUUCCAGAGCGGUCACUUCACACAGCCGUCGCAUGCGUCCCUAAGAAGGCGCUCCUUACCUGGACUCUGUAUGAACUUCUCUCCCCCCCCCCCGAUUAUCAUUUCCUACAUUCCACCCCCCUACUGUUUUCUAUUCCACAUUAGUUACCUCACCCAGAAAUGAUUGCUUACCUCUGGAUCAUACAAUCUGGUAUCGGAACAGUAUGUAUAUAGCUAGCUGGGAGGAGCUUUGUUGAAAUCUUUUAAAGGCCAAGUCCACCUUGUUGCAUAAUAAAACAAAAUAAUAAUUGCAUCCAUA
This is a messenger RNA of Rana temporaria (common frog), 1973 nucleotides long. RefSeq names its product NFKB inhibitor epsilon (gene NFKBIE). Gene Ontology annotation, biological process: signal transduction; cellular response to lipopolysaccharide. Gene Ontology annotation, molecular function: protein binding. NCBI's taxonomy places the organism in Eukaryota, Metazoa, Chordata, Amphibia, Anura, Ranidae. Bases 192 to 1376 code for a protein of 394 amino acids. The record is from RefSeq and is a predicted model, not a curated record. The transcript has 7 exons. Gene Ontology annotation, cellular component: cytosol.